CUGUGUUCUUCUGCUGCUUUUGGUUUGCGUUAUGUUUGGUUGCUGAUAAAUAAGUGGUACAUACAUUUUCUUUAAAUUACGAAUUCCUUGAUAUAUGGUACAACCACACUGAGCUGGGUUUGGUUCUCCUCCAAUCCAAUGACCCUUUUCCCUUCUCAAAGCUUUCUUCCAGGGUUUUACCCAGAAUCAAUUUGAUUGUUUGUGAAUAUGGAUCCAACUUACACUGGACUCCCUGAUUUCAUGAACGUCAUUGAUUUCGAGCCCAUGUUACCCAAUUCAUCUCAAUUCCCAGAAAUCUCAAAUCAGUACCAAUUUAACCAGCUCUCUCCAGAUCUUGAUUUUCUGAGCAAUCAGUUUUCAAAUCCACCGGAACUGGGAUCCGAUUUCUGAUCCCCAUAAGAUGGGCAAGAAGAGUAAAUCAAAGACCCCUCAAGAGGUUAAAGAAAAAAGUGUUGUGGAGAAGCCUGUUGUGGAAGAAGAGAAGCCUGCAUCUUCUGCAAAAAAAGCUACUCCAGCAAAGAAGCCUGCUUCUGUGAUUGAUGAGAUAUUUGCUGGGAAAAAGAGGAAGAAAGCCGAAGCUGAAAAGGCUAAAAAGCAAAGUGAAGAGGCGAGUGAAAAACCCAACAAGCCUAAGAGAAAGAAGAAUAAAGAUUUAGGCUUUGUAAAUGGUGCGUUUGUGGAUGAAACUUCUGGGCCGAAAAAGAGGACAAACGAUGGUCUUGCUAUCUACACAGAGGAAGAGUUGGGUAUCAACAAAGCAGAUGCUGGAAGCACCCCACUUUGUCCAUUUGAUUGUGAUUGCUGCUUCUGAGGCUCCUUACAACUCACUGAGGAUUUGUUUGCUUAAAGAUUUUGUUGCUUCAAGUUGAGAUAGCUGAAUGGAGGUUUGGUUUUGAUGUACAUUAGAACCUGAUUAUUUUGAAUCAGUGUAACUUAUGAAUGGAGGUUUGGUUUUUCUCAUUUCAUCAAGUUUAGAAUUAUACUCAUGCCUCUGCGGCCGACCUGAUAACAGUGUUACAUUUGAUGUAUGGG
Fragaria vesca subsp. vesca is the source of this 1032-nucleotide messenger RNA. RefSeq lists its product as uncharacterized. The transcript is spliced from 3 exons. The coding region runs from base 401 to 811 and encodes 136 amino acids. NCBI's taxonomy places the organism in Eukaryota, Viridiplantae, Streptophyta, Magnoliopsida, Rosales, Rosaceae. The record is from RefSeq and is a predicted model, not a curated record.